GGCCUCUGUAGCUCAAGGGACGAGCGGUUGUCACUCUUCAUUCACAUUUCGAUCCAGCCACCCUGGUACCUCCUCCCUCACCACUGCAUCAUCGCCACAAGAGAAGACCCCCGGACUCGCCCUCUUUUAUAUCCAUCCUGGAAACUAUGUCUUGCAAUUAUGGUUUAGUAUGGAUGUUGCAUUGUGUUAGACGUUAAUUCCGGCGGAAAUGGAUUUUAUUCUUUCGUUGACGCACUUCUGCGAGGUACAUGGUCCCACCUCGAUCAUCUGCUCGCAGGUCCUCCCUUUUUCCUGUUCGCAAUGUUACCCCGAGAAAUCAGACUUCUCCCCUCAGGACACUCCUGCGACUUCCCACGACACGCUUUCGUCCCACGGUCUGUGCGGUCAUGCGAGUGGCAAACCCUCCCCCCCCAAGUCGCCCGCGAGACCUGCGGAGGGUGGCGAUAAAUCUCCCAAAAUCGAAGACUAUCCGUGCUUUGUCAAGGGCCAAUCCACUACAGCCGACCCCCAGAAAUUAAAUGUCAUGAGUGGUGCGGAUGGUGACACUUGCGCAAGCUGUCGCUUAACGCUGCCUGAGGAUGUGAGCAAACAGCUGCCCCCGGGGGCGCCAGGAACCGCCAGGGGUGAUGGCAAAGGUAGGAAUGGCAGCCCAGUCCUACGAUCGCGAGAGGUCGUCUACUCCUGUGGCAGCAAUCAUUCCGAUCCGGACGACAGCGUGCACGAUUCCCAUAUUCACGGAUCCCUCCCCGAUUCCCUCCACUCCUCGUCCGUCGCCUCCGAUUCCUCUUGUCAUACACAUAUCCUCACCUACCUUUCCCUACGGGGCCCCCCGAAUCCAGUAGACUAUGCCCUGCUCCGACGAUCCUCUAUCAGAACCCUCAGCUGUGAGCUCCUUCCGCGCGGACUGUCUUCCGGCCCCUUAUGUUUUGGUGACUCCAACGCGGGUUACACCAUUGCUUACAUCUUUCGACUUCCUGACCAUAUGGCUCGUGGCAAACGACGCAGUUAUGCGCUGGUGGCGCUGGCCGGGAAGGAUUCUCGCAGAGCAUUCCGCGCUUGCCCAAUCAUCUGGCGCGCUUUUGACCGGAUUGCUACUGCUAUUUACAACGCGGCGGAAAAAUUCCAGGAGGAGGAGAAGAGCCGUGAAGAACAGAACAAUGUUACGAAUCGACCGGGAGCCCGACCGUAUACCCCGGUAUCUUCAUUCCUCACCGGCCGGGCCGUUGACCCAGACGGCCAACUGCGUCGCCCUGGCCAGGUUAGAGCCAGAAACCUGACCGAAAUCGUGGGGAAUCCAUAUAUCUUUGCCGAAAUUCAUGCACACUUUGUGGCGUUGCUCCAACAACUGGGUUCGAUGUUUGGGGCGCUUCCUAUUUCGGAAGAGCGGUUCGUGUGCAGCACUGUGCGUGAAGAGGAAGAUAUGAAUCCGUCGCGGCCUCCGGUGUCCUUUUCCACCCCGGCCAGCGAAAAGCAGAAAGCCAAUGACGACAACGACCUUGGUCUGUCCACCCUCGACUUAUCCUCGGGGCCUAAACCCAUCCCCAUCGCACCACGGCGGUCAGUUAUCGCAUAGGCCCAAGCCGCGGCCUGCACCCAUUGAUUGGGAACCCAUCUCUUGACGAUCCAAGUAAUUUUACCCUUUUUUCGCAUAUUCAACCUAUUUCACCCCACGCCUCACUCACAUGGGGAUUCUCGCUUUUAUUUCACUCUUCUGCUGUCAUGAAUGAUAUCACAUAGACGUUUACG
Molecule: messenger RNA, 1746 nt
Organism: Aspergillus ochraceoroseus IBT 24754
Lineage: Eukaryota; Fungi; Ascomycota; Eurotiomycetes; Eurotiales; Aspergillaceae
Product: folliculin domain-containing protein
Exons: 2
Coding region: 209-1573 (454 amino acids)
Biological process (GO): positive regulation of TORC1 signaling; positive regulation of GTPase activity
Cellular component (GO): cytosol
Molecular function (GO): GTPase activator activity
Source: RefSeq, a predicted model, not a curated record